AUGGGCGACCCUAUCAGCAUCAUCGGACUCGCCAUCGCAGUGGUCGACGGGCUUUGGAAAAUUGGAAAUGGGACUGCAGAACUCAUUGCAGACUUCCGCAGCGCUGGAAAUGACACGAGGUCGUUGGGGAACAAGGUUAGCAACGAGAACAACCGUACUCUCGCUCUUCGAUGUCUCCUAUUCCAGCCAUUGCCGAUCUAUGGGAAUCAAACUCUCUUUGAGAAGUUCGACAAAGAGGUCCAGAACGAGAUCCAAAUCUUUUUCGAGGAUCUUCGCGCUACUAUAGACCAAGCAUACCAACUGCUUCUGCACCGGAGCGGCAGAAUCGGCGACAACGAAGCCACCAGCAGUAUCCAUAAGCUUACUCGCCAAAAUAACUCCAGUAGCUCGCUGCUGUCUCUACAACAUUGGCAAUGGACUCUCAAAGACAAGAAGCGCGUGGAAGCUAUCAUAGAUCGGUACGGGGAGCUCAACAGGCGCAUCACUGAGAACAUCAAACUUUGGUGCUUGGCCACAUCCAUAGGGGUGAACUUGCAGCAUCUCCACAGGCUUCGAGACGAUGAGAAUGCACAAGCCCUCGGGUUCAACGUCGACGCUACAUUACAGCUCGCAACCACAGAUCCUGGACCUCCUAUAGAGACGCUCGAGCUUGGCAGCGUUGUAUUAACACAAGCACUGCAUGAAGCACGCGUUGUGGAAGAAAGGUUCGGCAUUCUCACCUACAACGGGGAGACGCUUCUCAUCGGCUAG
Lasiodiplodia theobromae is the source of this 750-nucleotide messenger RNA. Its product is annotated as Protein kinase. The record is from RefSeq and is a predicted model, not a curated record. Bases 1 to 750 code for a protein of 249 amino acids. NCBI's taxonomy places the organism in Eukaryota, Fungi, Ascomycota, Dothideomycetes, Botryosphaeriales, Botryosphaeriaceae. The transcript is spliced from 4 exons.